UUUUCAUCAUAUGACAAACAGCCUAAUAUAUAUGACCUGUUUGUCCUCUAUUGUUUUCCAUGUGCAGAAAGUCUGUGGGGUGUGUAAUGGUUCUGGUUACCGUCAUUCUAAUGACCGCUGCACACACUGCAAUGGGCGCGGACGUGAAAACUGUACUUCAUGUAGCAGCAGAGGCUCUUGCCAGUGUGUCACCUGCCUUGGAAAGGGAAAGCUACUCGUAUUCAUUAACCUCAAUGUUAAAUGGAGCAUAGAGAAGGAUGAAUACGUAGCGCAGGAUUCAAGUGGUCUGAGAGUGGAUAAACUGGAGGAGGUUUCGGGGAAGGAGCUCUUCAAAGACGCCCAGUUUAUGGUCUAUCCAGUGAGGGGCUUUCCAGAUGUUUCUGUUGCACAAGCUUCUGAGCAUUUAGUAAGAGAACAUCAGGGGAAAUACGCCCCAAAAUCCCGCAUAUUACAACAGAGGCAGACAAUCGAGCUCAUUCCCAUAACCAAAGUGAACUACAGGUGGAAAGGAAAGCCUAAUUUUUUGUAUGUGUAUGGAAAUGAGUUUAAAGUGAACGCUGAUGACUAUCCCGCCACCUGCUGCUGUUCUGUCAUGUAACAUCAAGCGAUAUGACUGAAAUCUUAUAUCUCGAUAACAAUAUAUAUCACAAUAUUUUUUUUCUUUUAAAAAGUGUUUUAUGAUAUUAAAAUCUUUGAUAUCAUAGAAUUUAAAUAAUCAUUGUCACCAAUGUCAGUAUUAAACUUUAUACGAGCCUAAACAGAGACAUAAAAAAACAGGCUCACUGAAGAUAAAUAAACAGUGAUGAAAUAAGGAUAAGAAACUAACUGCAAGGAAUAGAGAAAAAUACAAUUUACAAUAUAUAAGAAAAGCUACAUACAUUGUAUAAAUUGACUAGUCUUCACUGUGUUAAGUUAGUUCUUCUUCUUAUCAAAGUUUUAAAAGUGAUUUAGUCAAGAGUAGUGAGAGAUUUUAAUAUUAAUCUCAGCUUCCCCUUAAAGACUAAAGUCCGGAUUUAAUAUACUGUUAUGCGUUUUCUUUUUCAUCUAUUUACUC
Messenger RNA from Carassius carassius (crucian carp), 1054 nucleotides. Its product is annotated as protein SSUH2 homolog. The transcript has 5 exons. Bases 11 to 598 code for a protein of 195 amino acids. The record is from RefSeq and is a predicted model, not a curated record. NCBI's taxonomy places the organism in Eukaryota, Metazoa, Chordata, Actinopteri, Cypriniformes, Cyprinidae.